AUGGGCACUUUCUUGAUGCUCGGCGGAAUUUUUGUUCGGGGAAGCGCCGAAGCCGCCGGGCGUCCAAUCAACAAGGAGUUGGCUGAGUCCAAAGAGGAGCCCACGCAAGAGCCGAAUGCUCCCAAACGAGAACUGCCGGAGGAUAAAGACGUGUCUGCAUAUUUACAGGCUGACUGUGGCCAAUACAAGAACAUUGGCAGCAUCAACUCUUGCACCCAGUGUGCGAUGUUUGAGGAAGCUCAAAUUUGGCCGCGUGACAUUUUGGAGCGCUUCCUUGUCACCGGUGAACGUCCUCGUUGGACAUCUGAUCCAGGAGAGGGGAGCUUGGCACUUGCUGGUCCAAUGUCGAGGAUUGAGGUGGAGGAGGCUCUGCGCACAGCUGCCUUAUGGUUGAGCCGUGCAGAUGCCCUGCUGGUGCUGGCCGAUGGCAUGGAGGAGAAAGGUCCGGCUUGGCCUCGCAUGAAACAGACAGGUAAGACCUUCGAGCAAAUGUGUACUUGCGCCAGUUUCAUGAAAGAACCUCAGUUGGCCUGGGAAUGCUGGCUGCGGCACUGUCAAAACUACAGGGAGAGCACACCCCACGCCUGUUAUAGCUCGCCUGUGUUCCAGCACACUGCGCUAGGAGCUUUCGUUCUCAGCAGCUCCUGGGACGGCCACUGGGCCAUGGCCGGCUGGGCCUCGCAUCUCCUGGAACUCAAUGGCUCGGCUCUGGAGCUGCGAUGCGAAUGCGGUGCCAGCUGGGCGUCCGAGGAGCUGUGGGAGUCUUGCAACUACCUUCCGACCUGUCCAAGGUGCAGCGCUCCCGCAUUGCCAGCUGUGAAACUAUUUGAUGAGGAAGGACCCCUUGACACUGACCUCUACAAAGAGCAGGACCUGCGCUUUCAGUCCUUCUUGAAGAGUUGUUCUCAAAUUGGUGCUGAGCUGCUCAUCAUAGAGCUGGCUGCUUCACCAUGUUCAGAGCUGCGACGCCGGGCUGAAGACCUCCUAGGUCAUCCGCCCACGAACUGCCGCACCAGGCUGUUGCGAAUCCAGCGGCGCUUUCCAGCGCUGCCCCGCCGCUUCAGUGGGCGUGCAAUGGCUGUGCCAUUGCCGUGUCCGGAAGCCUUGAAGCGUAUGGAGGCACUUCUUCCUAUCAUCGAUAUGGGCAGCUUUCUUUUUCAGGACAGUGCUGGUGGCGUGGAGGUGGUGGCUCCAAGAGACGCACCAUUGUCGUUUGCCUUCAGGAAAGCCUGUGGUGGGACCUUGCCAUCCGAGAAUGCUACCGUUUUUAAGGCUGGAAGUGUGUUGAGAGAGUUCCGUGUACAAGAUCUGUCGCCAAGUGACGUGGUUCCGCCUGAGCUCUUCUUCAAAGAUAGAGUUUUCCUACAGACCAAACGUCAAAGAACCACAGGGGAUGACUUCCCUCCGGUAGUGCGCAUCUGGCUGACCGGCACCAUCUUCCCAGCACGAAACGAACGACUGGAGAAGCGGCUGUUAUCCAGCUGCGACGCCACAGGAUUUUUUGCACGUGUGCUCGUCAAUGGCAGCAUGCAAAAGGACCCAGAGAACCAGCUGGACCGGACCUACCUGGUAGUCUCACUACACCUCUGGCGUCGCAUUGCGCGCCAAAGCAGGUGGAGACGCGCAUCCAUUGCUGCCGCAUCCAAGGACUUGUGGGGGCCAAGAAGUCUGUGCCAAAGAUGCUGGAGAAGCUGGACCCGAUUGGUACUGAGAGGAGAGGCUGAGGACGUGAACUCUUUGCAAGUUGAGAGCUUGGAGGAGCAGCAGUUGCAACUGCUUCAAGCACGUGUCUUGCAGCAACGGCUUCAUCUCCUUGGCUUUAUGUCCAAAAAAGAAGACCAACUGCAACUGCAACAGGCCUUGAUCCUUUGGUCUCGAGUGUGCGCCUGUGCGCGGAGGCAACGAUGGCAGCAAGCCAUGGAAGAUCGACAGAAGGAAGCAGACAGAGCCUUGAGGAAAGCACAGCAAGAGCAAAAGGAACUGCAACAUCAGCAAGAGAGACGGGAGCAGUUGUUUCUUCAGCAAUCGCUUGAACUGCAAGACCUGGAGAAACUCAUGGAACAUCGCAGACAAAAGCAGUUGUUGCAAUCCCAUGCAGUGCGAGAAGGUGUGUUCCGGUCCCUUGCAAUGACCAACGAGAAAAUUCAACUGCUGUUUGCGUGGUCCCACUGGUGUUCGAUCAUGAGGAAGGGGCUGAGCGACAUGACGGAGCAUCUUGCGAUGAAAUUUUUGCUUCUGCAGAUCCUCAGCACUUGGGCAGCUGUUGCCACCUCUGCUGUGCGACAGCGAAACUUCCAGGAGCACUCGCAGACUUUGUUGGGCCAUUUGGAAAAGACGUUCGAUUUGGUCAUCCAGAGAGCGCUUCAGCGAGAAGAUGCCCAGUGUCUGCAAAGUGCUUUUGGUUGCUGGCUUCGAUAUGUGCAACAUUCUCAAGCCCUGCAAGGAGACAUCGCAGAGAUUGUCGGAGCGCCAGCAACCACUGGCGCAUCGCCCAUGGAAAUGGAAGGAGGACGACAGCCACGGCCCCAUUCUCGGUACUGUUUGGGCACCUUCCAUUCAUCAGGCUCCAAUGUGGGCGACCUGCUGAUAGCUGCAGCCAGUGUAGUGGAGGAGAGAUCGCUUUGGUUCUGGGAGCCCGUCCUUUCUGCGAUUCUGCUCUUUUGGCAAACAGUAGCGCAGCAGGCAGCGCUGCAACACCAGCUGGAGAUGCAGAACCUGCGAAGUCGAGAAGAUGAAUAUCAACAGAGCUUGCAGCGAUUUCGGCAUCUUCAAGAUCUUGAAGCCAAGCGCAUUGUAGCAGGACAACAUGCACGUUCAGCCGUGAAUCGCCUGAUCUGGGACGCACAUUUCUAUCUCUUGGAAGCGGUGAUAUGCGCAUGGAAACUGCAGGCAGAAUCACGUCAAGGUGGUUUCCCCCUCGCGACGCCGGCCUCAACAGCUGGAUGGAACUUUGGAGAGGAUCUUUCAGGUUCAACUCCGAGCCCCACCAGAAGGAGUCCCUCCGUUCUUAGUGCCGAUGCAACGAAGCAGAGCUGGGCAUUUGAGGCAGAUUGUGCCGCUCCAGACCGGACCAGCGCUUUGAAGGUGAUUCAAGAGGUGCAGCUCAGGGUGCUCCCCUGCCAUGGCUUUGCCAUAUCUGGAGAUGAGAGCCAGAUUGCCAUGCGGAUCACACAGAUGCAGGGCUUUCUGCAGUCAGGUCGCAUCGAUCCUCGCGUGAGUCCAGCCCUGGAACAUUCGGUGCAUCUCUCCGGCUAUGCCAGAUUGCUCUCCAAAGCAAUGGCUCCAAAAGCCAAAUCCUCUGCCAGCUCUCAGCGCAGUUUGGUGCUGGCGCAGCCGACAGCAAGUGCAGACGAUUACUGGAAGCACAGUCACCGGCCACCAAAAGCUCUUUGGAUUGCAUCGACGUGGAACAAGUUCUCGCCACAGGAGAUGAAAUGGGACGGUUCCAAAUUCUACCACAACUUCCAGGUUGGCAGCAAUGGCUGGGAGAGCUUCCAGCUUUUGGUGGACGGAAGGUGGGAACAAUGUGUCUACCCAAGCAUUCCAGACGGUUGUCCCUUUGUGAAGUAUGAGCUUCGAGGGCCCAACAACAAAGGACAUGGAAAGAACUGGACGGUGGGCAGGCAUUCACAAGAUCAGAUCAAAGUGGGAGAUAAAGUACGAGUGACUGUCUCUGUCAAUUCACAAGGCUUACCCAAAGAGGUUGGCUGGCGCGAGGUUCUCGCCACGGCGCCCAGCGCGGCGCCUGCCGUGGCCCGGCCACAGGCCCUGAAGGUGUCGCAGCCUGAUAUUGCCAUGGGCACGUUCCACACAUCCCUGCGUGGCGCUUUGGCAGUGGGCAGUGCGGUGGCAGUGGCCAGCUUGCAAGCGCCCAAGAUGUCCAAAGCACGUCGACCCCGUGCUGUACGCAUGGUGCGUCACGCCAGCACGAAGCUGGACGACUCUGGAGCCUGGUCAUUCGUACAGCUCACCAACGGUGACUCGGAGGCCACCGUCUACCUGCGAGGGGCCAAUGUGACUUCUUUCAAGGUCGGAGGUGUGGAAUGGAUUGGCCUUCGCGCUGACUGCAAGUUGGAUGGCUCCAAGGCCAACAUCAGUGGAGGCCUUCCGAUUUGUUUCCCUCAAUUUGGACCUGGUGAAGUGAUCCCACAGCAUGGUUUUGCUCGAAACAUGGACUGGACCUUCGUCGAAACAGAGAGCAGCGACGGUAAGUGCGUCCUGGAGCUUGUAGAUUCUGAAGAGACCAAGAAGGUGUGGCCUUUUGAAUUCCGCUGCACGUACACUGUGGAGUUGAAGGAUGGCGAGCUGGUGACCUCGAUGAAAGUUGAAAACCUGUCUGAUGCCGAGUGCAGUUUUACCACUGGGAUCCACAGCUACUACGAUGUGUCUGACAUCGACAACCUUGAUAUUGUGGGAAAGCUGAAAGGUUGCACCUAUGAGGAUCGAACGAAAGAUCCUCCCAGCCCGGUCGAGUAUGACAAGGAUGAGAUCAAAAUCGCUGAGUUCAGAGAUGAGAUCUACAAAAAGGUAUGGCCCAGCACGGUUACGUUGAAGGACUCGAAGAAAGGGGAGCUGGACAUCAUCAGUGAUGGUGGCUGGCGAGAUUUGGUGGUCUGGAGCCCGUACGGAGAUGACAAGAUGGGCUACAAGAGCUUCGUUUGUGUUGAAAGUGUCGAAUGUGACCCCAUCUCUCUUGCAGCUGGAGCGUCCUGGGAGGCAACCGUGAAUGUGGUGCCCAGGAGACAUUUUGAAGAGCUCCGCUGUGGACAGAAAAGGCUGCAGCCAUGGGAGAAGCAGCACUGCGGUCAGUGGACGGUCAGUGGACGGUCAGUGGUCAAUCAAAUCGGUGAAUCUGUUGCAUCCCCAAAUCUCUCCACUGCAGGAUUCAAACUCAGCAGCUUCAAGGGAACAGAUAGCCGUAGCAAAGGAGCAGAAAGUGAUUGCGGAAGUGAACAGUGCAGACCGGACUGGUUGCCCGAGUCCAAAGACCCGUCAGCCCUGAAGGCUUUAGAAUCUGAUUGUGACACGCUCGAGCUGCGAUGGAAGCAGGUGCAGAAGCAUCAAAGAGAUGAGGAGCAGCAAUUGAUUCAGAGGCUGCGCGCAGAAACUGAGAUCCAGCUGCAAGAGCUAGGCCGCUUGAGGGAGGUCAUCAAGGACAGCAAGCAGAAGCCUCCAGCCCCAAGCUUGGAGCCUUUGGAGAAGGAGGCCAUCGAACUUCGUCGAGAGAUCGAUGAGCUGUUGUGGCGCAAGCGAUCAGAGCAGGUGACUCUGCUGAUAGCGUGGGUGAGUCGAGUGGAGAUGGACGGGAAGAACCUGAUCCGUCUGGGGGGACUCGCCAACAACGGCAAGGUGACCUACCUGUUUGGUCUGACGAGGUUGAAGGCCGACAAGCAGGCCUUGGUUUUGUACAAUGGCCUGUCAGGGAAGGCUUGGAGGGACGCAGAAGAUCUUGAUGUAGGACAGCUGGAUCACCCACAAGGUGUUGAACGCUUCGUGGCAUGGGUGACCCAGCGCUACCUGGACAAAGAGGUGGUCAAGGCUGGCAAGUACAUGAGCGAGUUCUUCAAGCACUUCAAGCGUUCCCAGAACCAGGACAUCCAGGACUUUAACAGCGAGUUUGACAGGCACCUCUCGAAGCUUCGUGAAGUUGGAUGCCAACUACCCGGAACUUGCAGCUCUUGGUGGUACGUGGACAAGCUCAGGCUUGACAACACGACAGAGCUUAGCUUGUUGUCGUCCGUGAACAACCAGUACGACUUGCUCAAGCUGCAGGAGGCCGCGGUGGUUCAAGAUCGGAUGAACAGGCGGCUUUGGGAAACUUCUCACAAGACCGAGGGCAAGGGCAACCUUCCUCGACGUAACCAACAAGCUCUAUGCACUGAGUUGGACGAGGCCCAGGAGGACGAGGUUGACAUCGACGACUCCGAGCCCUACGACGAGGAGGACUUCAACGCGGAGGAGGACCUGGAGACUCACGAGGCCUACGUCGCCUUCCAGAAUGCCAAGGCGAAGUACAACGACGCCUUGAAAGCCAGAGGAACAGUGACAGGUAAGAGCCGUGAAGAAGCACUGCAAAGAGCAAAGCUGAGGUCUUACUGCUCAGCCUGUGGAAAGAAAGGGCACUGGCACAAAGACCCAGAGUGCCCCAAGAACAAGGGCAAGGUGACCAGCCCACCACAUACAACGCAUGUGGUCUUCUUCUCGGACAUCGAGGACCUGGUGACGAUCGUGGACUGUGCCUGCAGCCGGACUUUGGCGGGGACUGCUUGGGCGCGCCGCUAUGUCGAGAAGUUGAAGGAGGAGAAGAUCCCCUACAUCGUGAUCGAGCAGGAGGAGAACUUUAACCGGCCAGCGCUUGCAGCACUGGGGAUGAACUACAAGAUGGAGAACAAUGUGGCCGACUUCACGAAGUUGGACUUGGAGGAGAUUUCUUUGGGCUUCACAGCCACCGGCCAUCCACGUGUCAACGCCGUGGACUUUGGUUCCAGUGCGCCCGACUGGCCAGAAAAGGUCGACUGGAGCGUCACUGAAGUUUAUGUGCCUGACUUGGCAUCGUCCGCUGUGGGAGCAUAUAUGGUGAGUGCAGCUUCUGGGGGCGGGACUUCUUUGUUUUAUCCAAAAGUUCAUGGCCACAUUCUUGAACUCCUUUGUAACGAUGUGCUGUCCCCUGAAGUCUUCUUGAACUGGUGGAGAGAACAAUCUUUUGCUAGGGACUUUUGGAUUGAGACCGACACCGCUCUCUUGAGAAUUCACGUCACCCCAAGAAGAACAUGUUUUGAUCCGGCAAGGUGGAACACAGGGGACAUUGCUUUGAAGAACUUGCUGCUGGAAACAUUGGAUGAAGUUCGAGACACAACAUGCAUACCGUGCCAUGGUACUGGACACACUUUGCAGCUUCAACAUCUUUGGCAACAUGAGCAUGCUCCACGAGCUGAAUUUCUAUGGGUUGGCCGCAGCCGUUUUCGUCGUCGACGCACGACGGAGCAAGCUCACCUCGCAUCAAUUCGAGAUACUUUGGAUGUCCCAGCCAGCGACCCGGACGCCAUGGAAGAUGAGGCGACACGAGCUGGUGGAGGCACUCGAGAAGAUGGGCCAGACGGCCAACGAGGGAUGGACAGUCCCGGAACUCCGCUCUCUUCUGAUCGAGAUGAUGGACAAGGAGGGCGACGGAAGUCACAAGACGAAGGGUAUCACACACAUGUGCCUGGAGGAUCUGAUGGAGAAGUGCCAAGCAGAGGGCUUAGCACUGCCUCCCAAACCAACGAGGGGACUGCUGAUGAGGAUGCUUCGAGAGAACACACCUCCCGACGGGAACGAGAAGGUGUGCUUCGGUUCCUACAAGGGGUACAAGUACCACGAGGUGAACGAGUCCUACCUGGCGUGGGCAAUGCAGGAAGUGGCGGCCAACCCGCAACACUCACCGGAUCUGGCGCGGCUGGCUCGAUGGGCCCAAGCUCGCAAGCCGACAACCAGUCUCGGUGGAGUCGUCUCGGGCAGUGGGGAUCCCGAGCGUUCUCCUACCUUGCCAGUGCCAGCCGAAGCGCUUCCGAAGGCGAAAGCCAAGGUGAAGAGCGAGAUCCAGAAGCACCAGAGGACUUCGAGGACCCGACCAAUCCCAGACGAGACCAGCAGUUUCUCGAUGGUUUCCGAACCGGAGCAGACCUUGGCCGAGGAGAUCGCGGACAUGGAGAGUCGUCUUCAGAUGAUGAAGGCUGCGAAAGAGGCCGAGGACAAGAGGACGCCGAGGAAGAGGACCGGCGAGACAGAGUUCAGCACUCCAAAACAAGGGUGAAAAAGAGGGCAUAUUGGCAGAAGUUGAAGGAGCUCCAGGAGAUGAAGCAGAAGAUGAAGACUGGAGCGCACACUGGCUAUGUCACUGAGAAUGUCAACGUCCCCAAGAAUGACAUCAACACUGAGGAGAUCUUCGACCCUGAGGAGCCCUUCGACUCACAGAAUGCCGACGCUUCUGAGGAUGACGACGUCUCUGACCCCAUCGACCUUGAUGAAUAUGAGACGGAUUUGGAGACCGGCUACCCCAAGGUCAAGCUCUACUACCCUGAUGACUUCGAUGAGGUCAAGAACCUUCCCCCAAGGAAGAUGAGGAGGAGCCGACGCAAACGAGUCAAAGGACUUGUACACCGAGCUUUGGCAUGCUUGGCAACCACUUUGGUAGCCUUCUCAACGCCGGUGGUCGCUGAGUUGGAGGAGGCAAUCCUGGAACCUGCCAAAGAUCUAUGCAAGGCCAUCUUGGGGCCGAACACCUUCCAAGGGAAGCCUGAGGACUUUGCUUUGCUUGAGCUCUUUGCGGGCUCAGCGAAAUUGACCACAGAGUUUGCCCACCAAGGCCACAAUGUCUUGGAGCCCCGUGACAUCCUGCUGGGCCACGACCUCUUUGACCAGUACCAGCAGGAGAGCGUCUUCAAUGACAUCAACUACAGGAAGCCCAAAUUGCUUUGGGUAGCACUUCCUUGCACGAAGUGGUCUCAGUGGCAGAGGCUUAACUAUGCCCAGCGUCGCCAACAACUCCGCCGAGAACGUCAGAAGCAGCGGAGGCUGAUUCAUUUUGCUGUUGAGUGUGCCUGGAACCAGAUUGCCAAUGGGGGGGAAGUGAUGUUCGAACACCCCCGUUUUUCUGAGAUGUGGGACGAUCACUCCAUGAGCAGUCUUAUGGAGAACAACUUUAUGGUCUACUCCGACAUUGACAUGUGCCGCUAUGACCUGAGGGCCGUCACGGAUGGCGGUAGGCUCAGGAAACCUACAAGGAUCGUAGCUUCUGACUCCAAGCUACUGACGGCACUAGACCGUUCCUGCCAUGGAGGACAUCAUCACACACCUACAGAAGGCCGCAACACCAAGGCAGCCGGAAUAUAUACCUCGGCAUUUUGCCGAGCGGUGGUACAAGGCUUUGACCACCAGAGACGGAGCAUCUGGGCCUCCAAGACCGAUGCUUCCAACAAGACCUGGAAUGCCCUUGUUGCCGAGGGAGGGGCCCCGCCGGAAGCUGACGAUUACGUGGAGCACAAGAUGACCGGCAUUGAGCUUCCUGGCCAUGUCCCCAUACCUCUGGCACGGGCACUUCGCAGGAUUCAUCAGAACCUUGGACACCCAUCCAACCAUGACCUUGCACGACAUCUGAAACUGUCAGGUGCAAACGAGGCUGCUGUUAAGGCAGCUCAGUCAAUUAGAUGCAGCUCCUGUGCUAGGCUGUCCAACCCAGCCACGCGGAGACCCGCAAAACUGGUCAGACCUCUCGAGUUCAACCAAGAAGUGGCCGUCGACACUCUCAACUUGUACCUUGAUGGACAUGAAAAGGUUGAGAUCUUAUCAGUUUUGGACUUGGCCACAGGUUAUCACGUGGUCAAGCGUCUGAACGGCCGUUUGUCAGUGGACCUCUUGAGGACGUUCACCGACUGUUGGCUUGGGUGGGCUGGCCCGCCAUUGAGGUUGUCCUGUGACUUGGAGAGGGGCUUCCUCAAGGAGUUCACCGACGGGGUGGAGAUGGGCGGCACACAUGUGAAAUAUAUCGCUGGCCAAGCACACUGGCAAGCCGGCGCCAUCGAGCGUCAGGGAGAAUGGUUCCGAGCCAUGUGGGACCGCACAGUGAAGCACUCCCUACCUUCCAUGGAGGAGGUGGACUACACGCUGGCUAUGGUGGCAGCCGCCAAGAACAACCUACGCCGUAAACAUGGCUACUCGCCAGCUCAAUGGUUGUUUGGGUCACAGCCCAGGACUGGAGAUGCCUUCUUGGACGAGGAGGACAGCCUGUACCAGAGAGAAGAACUUCGAUCUCCCGAUGAGCUCUGGAGGAGGAAGCAGACCAUACGACAAGCAGCGAGGCAGUCUUUCAUUCAGACCCAGGCCGAUGAUGCUUUGAAACGUGCCGUCCUGGGCCGACCUCGUACAAACAAUGAGAUCUUCGAACAGGGCGACUAUGUCUACAUCUUCCGGGUCGACAAGACGACGGGAGGCAAAGCUCGUCAUCGUCAAAAUGCAGGUGAAUGGAUUGGACCUGGUGUGGUAGUCGGUAAAGAGGGUGCCUCUUACUGGGUAUCACGUGGGGGCCGCUGCAUACUAUGUGCAGCUGAACACCUUCGCCCUGCAGAAUCUGAGGAACUGGGCACCGCCUUUCAGACUAAGGCGGUCAAGGACGAUCUCAUGCGACUGGCCCACCGCCUUGAGGACAGUGAGGAUGAGGACAUCUUCGCAGAUGCCACCGCACCUAUGCAUGCAAAGAGGAUCGUCAACUACGACACGGUGCCAGAACGACGUGUCCGGACAAAGGGCACAGUGAGGAUGCAUAAACGGCCAGUACCUCCUGGCGGUGCACAGCAGGGAGACCGAGAGAGGCCCUUGCCCCCAGUUCCUGAUGACGAUUUUGAAGCUUUGGUAGACAAGGAGAUCGAGGACGCUGGGACGAUAGCACCAGCUCGGCAAGCCCUAGUCGCAGAGAGACGAACACCGCGAUCGGUCAUCAAGCAAGUGGACAAGGAGAUCCGGUGGGACGACAUCCCAGAGAAGGAACGACAUCUCUAUGUGGAGGCAGAAGCCAAGCAAUGGGAGGAACACAUCAAAUAUGAAGCAGUUCGAGUUCACCCUCCUGAGGAUGCAGAACUUCUUCGAGCAAAAGUUCACCCCAGCAGGAUUCUCAAUGCCCGGUUUGCCUACCGAGACAAACAUGCUGCUAAACGACGGGAAGACCCUACAGUUGGCCCUAAGGCCAAAGCAAGGCUUUGUGUAGGAGGGCAUCGAGAUCCUGACCUACGCCAUGGGAUGAUCAACACCGAAGCUCCAACAGCAUCGCGGUGCUCCCUCAUCACGCUCUUGUUCCUGGCAGCACAGUUCGGUUGGCAACUGGCAGCGGGAGAUGUCGAAGCUGCCUUUCUCAAUGGGGUCGAGUUCAAGCGGGGGCUCUACUUCGAAGUUCCUAAGCGUGGCCUUCCCGGAGUUCCUGCGGGCUCACUUGUGGAGAUCGUGAAGGGGGUGUUCGGCCUUUCGAACUCACCACGGCUUUGGUGGGAUAAACUGGCGAAAGAACUUUGCAACAUGAAGAUCGUCGUCGAUGGUGUGGAACUACGACUAUCUCAUCACGAAUUUGACCCUUGUUUCCUACCACUUCGCGAUCCUCACGGCGGUCUACGAGGAGCUCUGAUCACCCAUGUUGAUGAUCUACUGGUGGCCGCACCACAUGCUGAGAUGGAGCAGCUACAACAAGCACUCUCUAGCAUUUUCCCUAUCUCUGAGUGGGAGGCUGGGACCUUUGACUACACUGGUGCCACCAUCAAGCAGACCAAAGAGGUUAUCGAGCUCCACCAGACCUCCUAUGUGAACUCCAGGCUUGAGACCGUGGAAAUUCCAAAAGGAGUAGACCCUGAUGAUUUGGCUGAUCAGGUGACGCUCCAAGACAAUAUGAGCACAGUGGGUGCCUUGUCAUGGUUGUCGUCUCAGACGAGACCCGACCUUCAAGCGGGAGUUUCGUUAGCUCAAAGGCGACAGAAAGCUCCUACAUAUGAGGAUGUCAGAGCCACUAACCGACUGGUCAAGAUGGCACAGUCUGCCAAAGAGGAACCUCUACGCUUCGUGAAGAUUGCGGAGAACCUCGCAGACUUGGUUCUCAUGGUGUAUCAUGACGCCGCAUGGGCCAACGCACCCUUUGACCCAGAAGUGGACGACCUUGCUGACGUAGCUGCCGCUCAUGGUCAAGGAGUAUAUUCACAACUUGGCCACUUGCUGGUGAUGACCAGCAAGGCCGCCAUUGACGGCAAACAAUGCCCCACUGCUGUGGUAGGCUGGAGAUCUCAUGCCUGUCCCAGGGUAUGUCGAAGUACCUUCGCAGCCGAGACGAUGGCAGGUCUUGAAGGAUGGGAAGAAGCUCUGACCUUCAGGUCUUUCAUAGCUGGUGCCCUACAUGCAGAUCCAGCCCGAGCCCAGGAAGAUUGUGCCCGGCGACUGUUUCCCAUCGUGUCGCUCACUGACUGCAAAUCUCUAUAUGAUAAUGUGCACAGGGUGGGAGGACCCAAAGCACCCAGUGAGAAACGUUUGGUGGUCGACCUCACGGCCCUGAGAGCGAUGGUGAAUGCCGAGGCCAACUACUGGGGACAUCUGAUUCCUGGGGGCAAAACUUUGAGGUGGCUUCCCACAGGCGAUCAAUGGGCUGACGUCCUCACCAAGGUGAUCCACGACGUUCGCAGUUGGUGGCGGAACUUGCGAGCAAAGGCCGAGCAGCAAAGCCAGACACUUCGUGCCGAGAUUCGUGCUUUGGAGGACAGGCUCCAGCAGACCAUGUCGCAGAAGUCUGUGAUGGAGGAAGUGCUCGAGGGCCUGAAGAAUUCACAUAGCGCAACAGCCAAUUCCUCCCGAGAGCUUCGAGAACUUCAACGUGACCAGGAGUUCUUGGAGAAGGAAUGUAUACGAACAGAGCGAAGGAUCAUUAUCUUGGAUGAGAAGAUUGAGAGCCUCAGCAAGGAGGCUGAAGAUUUGCGGCAGCGAGCUGCAGUUGUGAUGAGCGCUCUGCCAGAUGCACCAGCUGAUCAUGAGGUGAGCUAUUUGCACAUGCAGCGCCAGCGGCAGGUUCAGGAGCUUCGUCGAGAGCAAUCUCAGCUUCAAAGAGAGCAGGAGGCGGCGGAGCAGGAGUUGGAAGCUGCCAAGGUGGGAAUCAAUGGAAAACAUCCAGGUUUUGCGGGGGAGCCAAAGGGAACCCAAAAUAAGGUGAUCCACCAAGUUGACCGCGGAGGUUCUUUCCUGAAUCGACGCAUUCUCACCGCCUGA
This is a messenger RNA of Cladocopium goreaui, 12765 nucleotides long. Lineage: Eukaryota; Dinophyceae; Suessiales; Symbiodiniaceae. The record is from the annotation of a GenBank genome assembly.